Messenger RNA from Anopheles darlingi, 2674 nucleotides. RefSeq names its product protein fork head (gene fkh). NCBI's taxonomy places the organism in Eukaryota, Metazoa, Arthropoda, Insecta, Diptera, Culicidae. The coding region runs from base 1145 to 2674 and encodes 509 amino acids. Gene Ontology annotation, molecular function: DNA-binding transcription factor activity, RNA polymerase II-specific; protein domain specific binding; RNA polymerase II cis-regulatory region sequence-specific DNA binding. The record is from RefSeq and is a predicted model, not a curated record. The transcript has a single exon. Gene Ontology annotation, biological process: anatomical structure morphogenesis; cell differentiation; regulation of transcription by RNA polymerase II.
CUGCAAACAGUCACGGUCCUGACUGACGCAGCGAACGACGGCCGCCGUUCUUCUCUCGCCGACGACGACGACGACAACGAGCGCCUACUUUGCGACUUUGCUCGAACCAGCCAACGAGCCAGCCAACGAGCUAGCCAGCCUACUACGACACUAGUUGGUUCAACAUUAGAAUAUCCAAACAUCAACAUAAUAAAGCUGGCCCGCGAGCGCGUCGCGUUGUGCCUCGCGGAUUUGUGUCGUCGCCACGUGUCGUCCUUGCCACCGGACCACCGGGAGUUUGGGAUCGCGAAUUGUACCACGGCCACGCCGCGUGUCGAUCGAACGAGGAUCGCGAAGGACGCGCGCGCCCCCACCGUGUCUGUGUGUCCUUGCCGCGAGGAAAGGAGAAUGACCAAAGUGUUGGCCCCUCGCUGGCGGCCCCUGACGACGUGUGUAGUGGAGUGAUUGUGUGUGUGUUUUUUCGAUGAUGACUCCCAUUAUGAGCCAGCAUUAACAAUCGGAACAACACCCCGGAUGUUCCGUGGCGGCCCGAUAAGAAGUGCAAGUGUUAAUUCCGUCGGAUAGACGGUGUGUGUGUGUGUGUGUGAAAACGGGGGAACUUUGGAGUUAGUAAUCAGGAUCGUGCAAAAACAUCAGACACCGUGACCGCGGCCACUCCCGAGAGAAAGAAAGCAAAAAAAGGAUAGUAGUGCGUGCGUGCGUGAUGUGUGGUGAUAAAGGUUUGCGCCAGUGAUAGCGUCGCAGCAUCGAAAGGAGUAUGAUUCAUAUAUCCACAAGGUACGGCCGCCGAUAGUGCUGCCGGCCUCUACCGUGAUGUCCUUUGCAUGCGCUUGUGUUUAAGAGGGAGAAAAGAGUGUUUUGUUUUGGGCAUGUAUCGAUAUACCGAUUGGGAGUGAGUGAUAAGAGAGAUAAUUCGAGAGAAAGAGUGAUAAAGUGUGAGAAAGAUAAUCGGAACAUAGCAGAGCACAUCCGGGCACCACUGAUCUGAUCACUCCUGAGUGUCACUGUCUUCAAGGAUCGAUCAUCUUCCUUGUUGUCAUUGUUGUUGUGAUUGUGUUGUUGUGUGUUGCUCCUCGCGCCCGUGUCUGUGUAUGUGUGUCCGGUUGUGGCAGCGGCAGCGACAACAGUAGCAGAAGAAAAAAAAAUGCAGAAACUUUAUCCGGAAAGUGCGAUCAACACGAGCAGUAGUGGUGGUAUGGUGGUGGGCGGUGGUGGUGGCGGCAGUGGUGGCAACAUGAGCCCAAUGACCAGCUCGUACAGCACCAUGAACCCAAUGGCGGGCAUGACGUCCAUCGGUGGUAUGACGUCCGUUUCGCCCCAGAGUGCGGCUGCAGCAGCGGCCGGCUUUGGUGCAUCGGUCCUGGGGAGUCCGGGCAUGGGCGGUAUGGGUGCGGCCAUGAACGGUAUGUCGGCCGGUAACUGUCUCACCUCGACACCACUCGGUUACAGCUCGAUGGGUUCACCGAUCAGUAACAUGGGCUCGUGUAUGGGCGGCAACGGUAUGAGCUCGAUGGCGGCCAUGUCCGGGUACGCGGGUGUAGCAGGAAGCCGCGAAGUGCUCGGUGAUCCCGGUUCACCGAACUCGGUUGCGCUGCAACGGGCACGCACCGAAAAACCGGCGGCCACGUACCGGCGGAACUACACGCACGCCAAACCCCCCUACUCCUACAUCUCGCUCAUCACGAUGGCCAUCCAGAACAACCCGCACAAGAUGCUGACGCUGGCCGAGAUCUACCAGUUCAUCAUGGAUCUGUUCCCGUUCUACCGGCAGAACCAGCAACGGUGGCAGAACUCGAUCCGCCAUUCGCUCAGCUUCAACGAUUGCUUCGUGAAGGUACCCCGGACACCGGACAAACCGGGCAAGGGUUCCUUCUGGACGCUGCAUCCCGAUUCGGGUAACAUGUUCGAGAACGGGUGCUACCUGCGGCGCCAGAAGCGGUUUAAGGACGAGAAGAAGGAGGUGCUACGAUCGCUGCACAAAAGUCCGGCCCACGGUGGGAGUCUCGAUGCGGUCAACAGCCCGGAUAAGAAGGAUCCCAAUGAGCAGGAUAACCAUCAUCAUCAUCAUCACCAUCACCAUCACGGUAGUCAUCGGUCGGAGCACGCGAAACUUGGUUCCGCCGGUGGCGAUACGCACGGCAUGCUCGGUAAUGGUGUUGGUGUGGGUGGUGGUGGUGGAGGAGGAGGAGGAGGAGGUGGUGGUGGUCUUGGCCACGGGAAGGAUGCGGACGCGCUGGCGAUGCUGCACGCAACGGCUGACCUUUGCCUGGCGCAGCAACAACAUAACCAACAUGGCGGCGGUGCGACGCAUCAUCAUCCGACGCAUCACCAUCACCAUCAUCAUCACCCGUCCCACCAGCAGCUGCAGCAGGAGGAGCUGACGGCGAUGGUCAACCGGUGUCAUCCGUCGCUGUUGGGCGAAUACCAUUCGAUGCACCUGAAACAGGAACCCGCCGGUUACACGCCCUCCAGUCACCCGUUCUCGAUUACGCGGCUACUGCCGACCGAGUCGAAGGCGGACAUUAAGAUGUACGAGAUGAGCCAGUACGCCGGGUACAAUGGGCUCAGUCCUCUGCCGAACUCGCAUGCCGCGGCGGCCGCCCUUGGGCAGGACUCGUACUACCACCAGAGUCUCGGCUAUCAUCACACCUCGGCCGGCACGACCAGCUUGUGA